Messenger RNA from Trifolium pratense (red clover), 516 nucleotides. RefSeq lists its product as uncharacterized. The transcript has a single exon. Gene Ontology annotation, biological process: negative regulation of catalytic activity. Gene Ontology annotation, molecular function: pectinesterase inhibitor activity. The coding region runs from base 1 to 516 and encodes 171 amino acids. The record is from RefSeq and is a predicted model, not a curated record. Lineage: Eukaryota; Viridiplantae; Streptophyta; Magnoliopsida; Fabales; Fabaceae.
AUGGUUCAUCACUCUUUCAUUUUGCUAGUGUUUCUUCUAUGUAUUACAUCCUCUUAUUCAACCAAAAUUGUUCAAGUAGAUGAGAUUUGCCACAAAGUAAAAAAUCCUUCAUUUUGUUCGAGUCUUCUCAAUUCAAAAAAAGGUGCAGACCUUGUUAGUCUUGCACAAUAUACAAUUGGCGUGCUUCGUGUUAAUAUGAUGAACACGGUGAAGCUAAUCAACACACUGAUCGGACAAAGUGGUAAGGAUGUCAAAGCAUUAACUCAUUACAAAAUGUGUUUGAAAGAAUUUGUUAAUGAUGGGGGUGCUCUUUUUGUGCUUGGGAACGUAGAAAGAGUUUUGAAUGAAGGAAAUUAUCAUCUUAUGAGUGUUGGAGCUAAUGAUAUAAUGCAAGACAUUAGAAAUUGUAUUUAUGAUACUAGUUAUCAAGAUACUUCUUCCCUUCCAAGUUAUGGUGAAGUUGCCUUGCAAAUUGAUCAAAUUAUUCAAAUUAUAGCAGGAUUAUUUACUGCUUAA